AAAAGAAAAGAAAAAAAGAAAAAAAAGAAAUACUGACCAAACAAACAGAAAAUACAUUCGCAAUGUAUUGACCGCGAUCUAAUGUAAAUGUUUUUCGAUUCUAACGCUCGAGAUGAAAAGAAAAGAGAGAGAGAGAGAGAGAGACAAAAAAAAACAAAAAUAAAAAGAAAAUAAAGAGGAAAAGAUGGGAGAUAUUUAAGCGAUAUAGAUAAUAAUGGUGUCCUGAAAGUCAUCAGCAAUAAUGUCGAAGAAGAGUUGAAAGACGCCAAGCCGGUGAUAAACGGGCUCCUCUCUCGUGUAUGCUCGUAGUCAAUCGUUAAGUCAGUUCCUUCGAGUUGCUCGAAGACGUCGGUCGUGACGCAGUUUAUCGUUUUCGUUGUUUAGUGCACCGUUCUUCCACAAUCAUCUUAAAACGUCGGGGAACGUGUCUAAUCGUUUUAUUUCUUUUCUUCUGCUCUCUUUUUUUUUUUUUUUUUCUUUUUUUUUUCUCCUUUGCUUCUAAAUAUUUUCAUCCUCGACCAACAUUUUCAUAAUCUAUCCUCGCUUUUCUCUUUUCCUUUUCUUCUUCUUCUUCUUCUUCCUCUUCUUUUUCGUUUUUUCUUUUUCCCCUCCGGUAAUGUACGUUCGCAAUUGUACUUGGUGGAUGCGUGAAUUUGACAAAAGAUUUUCUUUUGCUUCUUAUUUAGAUGAUCCAGGUAUACUGAUCUAAUAUAUCAGAUUUUUUCAUCUUCGAAGCACGCAAGAUAAGACCGAACAAAAAUUUUUAUUAUUAUGAUUACGUGGAUUGGUGAGACUUAACGAAACAAAAGAAAAAAUAAAAAAACGAAGAAGAGAUUAAUGACAAUUACCACGACUAUCGUAAAAAUGCAAUGACAAGAAACAAAUGAUUUAUAAUUAAUUCGAUCUAGUGAUAUUAUUAUAAUCCCUAGUGAAGAGAUAAAUAAGAUAAUCUAGUGAUCUAGUUUGGUUAGUUGACAGAAAAAAAUAUAUAUAUACGAAAAUGACUACUGUCUUGUCCGAUGAGGAUGGCGGGGGUGGGAACGCUAUGAAAUUGAAACAAAAACUUUUGAAUCGUUCGAAUGUAAAGGAAGAAACGCGUUCCUUUUUAAAUUUUUCACGUGAAAACUUAAGUAUAUCACAGGCUGAAUUGGAACGGGGCUUUAACAAACAACGUUUCAGACCAAACAAAUACACUGUAUUAAGUACAGUCGCAUUGUUAAUAGCACUUUUAUGUCUUGCUUUGGAAACAUGGAAAUUACGUUGUUCGUUGGUCAAUUCUCGUGAGAUCGAAGAAUUGAAAAGAGAUGUUAAAAGUUUAAAGCAUAGAUUUUUACAACAAGAUCUUUUGGACGAAUUAAAAGCAUUCGAGGAACAGCUUUAUGCCGGAGAAUCUGCUGACGAGGAAGAUCCAGGAGAGGUGGAUAUCGAUAACGCAGAAUACGAUUCGAAUUACGAUGACGAGUCUUCAUCCUCGUCAUCAUCGUCGUCAUUGUCGUCGUCUUCGUCAUCGUCGUCGUCGUCGUCGCACGAUUAUUCCAGUGAUUAUCGCACCUUAUCCAUUAUUUCAAAGAACUCUGACAUCUCUAAAGGAUCGACUACUAAGUCAACAAUAACAAAAACAAAAACAACGACGUCAACGUCAACGUCAAAAUCGAUGUCUACCGAUUUCGAAUCGACGUCCACUCAGGAUCCCGUUUCGGAUAAGGCAUUGGUUGAAUUAUUUGCCGCAUUAAGGAAAGCCGAAGCUAAGCAAGGUGAAAAAUUUGAAAAAAAUGUCCGCGAAAGUCAUCGUAAUCUUGAACGUGAACGUUUCGAGAACGUUGAUUUACUUGCGAACAACGAGGACAAUAUAAAAGAAAGAUUCGACGAUGAUCUUCGUAAUAAGGAAAAAAAUCUUGACGCCGUUGAUCUCGAUCCGAUCAAAAGGAAAAGAUCGAUAAGGGAGGAAAAUCAUUCGGACGAUGGUGCCGUUACGAAUAGAACUUCACGUCAAAGAACUCAAACUCAAAGGAAAAUCGGAUCGUCGAGGCAUCGUUUUCAUAACAACGAUGAUACUGGAAAAAUAGCGAUUAAUGAUCGUUCUUUGUCCGAAUCAAUCAUUUCCUCGGAAAGACAUCCUCCAAAGAAGUUUAACUCCCACACGCAUCCGGAAACGUCUCGGGCAUUUCCUUCGAGUCGCUACAAUGAUGAUAAUUUAAGCGACGAAAUUGCUCGAUCAAUUCUGCAGCCUGAUGAAGGAGAAAAGGAUUAUACAGAUCGAGCCAAUUGGAAACAAGCUCACGACAAUAUGGAGAUCUCAAACGUUUCUAAAGGAUUACGUCGAGCAGUUAAUAGACGUCAUUUGAGAGCACCUCGUCAGGUUUGUGCAAUACAUUAUGGCGCCGAUAGCAUAUUAUUCUCUGAAGAUGAUGAACAUACCGGUAAUGGCCGAGCUCGUCACGGAAAUGGUAUCUUCAAAGCUUGGAGACCAAGCGACUGGGUAUCAGAUUUAGGGAUGAAUAAAUAUUUUGCUUUAGCCAAUGACGGUAAACUCACUGUCCACGAGCCCGGAUUAUAUUUGGUUUAUGCACAAAUUCAUUAUUUGGAUGAACACGAUGAAAAUGGUUUUCAUUUAUUGAUAAACAACAGGCCAUUGUUUCAAUGCACGAUCUUCAGUCCAAGCGUUGGUCACAAAAGUCGAUCUUGUUUCUCGGCACAGGUGACCAUUCUUCAAGCUGGAGACAUUUUGAUUCUUAAAGACAUUGGUAUAGAUAGAUAUACUCUUUUUCAACACGACAAGAGUUUCUUUGGUUUAGUUAAAUUAGGCGAGUCCAGACAGCAAAGGCAUCCAUCAACACAAUUACCACCAUAAUGAUGAUAUGAACGUUUUAUCGUCGUUUUUAAAAUUAUAUUUAGAUCAAUGUAAAACCAACGGGACGUAUCCCCGUGUUCUUGUUUUUUCUUUUUUUUUUUUUUUUUGUUUUUCAUAAAAAAGAAUGUUAAUGUACAUACAUAGACGUAAUUUGUUUGAUAGAUUUUUUUUCUUUUCUUUUUUUAAUUUUUUUUUUUAAUUUUUAAUUUUUUUCUUUUUUUUUUAUUUUUUAUUUUUUCUUUUUUUUUUUUUUUUCUUUCUAUAAUUGCUCAUGAUUUCAUGCUACGUCAACAUUUCUUUCAUCCAUUUCUAACGCAUAACUUUUAUAUACAUACCACGUAUACAUGUAAUUUCAUUAUAUAUAUAUUUUUUUUUCCGACAGUAUUUCGAUAUAACGCGUUUGAUGUUUAUUUUACAAUAUAAUUAUAAUAAAAUGGUAUGUAAUGUUCAUCAAUAAUAUCUUUGUUACAACUUCGUUAUUAUAUAUUAAUGAGCUUUUAUUAAUAGUUUCAUGAUAAUUACAUCAAACGCAAUAAUACGAGUGUAAAUAAUAUUUUAUAUUUUGUUAUUAAAAUAAAUAAUACAUAAGUAC
Messenger RNA from Vespa crabro (European hornet), 3443 nucleotides. RefSeq lists its product as uncharacterized. Lineage: Eukaryota; Metazoa; Arthropoda; Insecta; Hymenoptera; Vespidae. Bases 1001 to 2851 code for a protein of 616 amino acids. The record is from RefSeq and is a predicted model, not a curated record. Gene Ontology annotation, cellular component: membrane. Gene Ontology annotation, biological process: immune response. Gene Ontology annotation, molecular function: receptor ligand activity; tumor necrosis factor receptor binding. The transcript has 6 exons.